GGUCAAACUCGUACAGUGCUUUAUCAUAUGACAAUUUUUCGCUCCACCGUGACGAGGAAACGACAAUCGCAUGCGGCGGAGGAGAUGGACGCACGCUAGCUUCGUUGUUUUACCUGCCCGGCUCGCUGAUCGAUGAGUCAACUCAACCAAGUUCGCCAACCUCCAUUGAACUCCAAGAAAGAUUUACUGGUUUGACGGCCUCGCAGCUUCAGGAAAAUGGAAGCUCCGUCGUCAUCAACCUCCGCCGCCGCCGGCCACCACAUCGUGGCGAUCCCAUAUCCAGGACGGGGACACAUCAACCCCAUGAUGAGCUUGUGCAAGAUUCUGUCCUCCAGGGUCCCGGACAUCGCCAUCACCUUCGUUGUGACCGAGGAGUGGCUCGGCUUCCUCGGUUCCGAGCCUAAGCCCGCCAACAUAUGCUUGGCCGCCAUCCCGAACGUGCUCCCCUCAGAGCUGGUCCGGGCUCAGUGCUACGCUGAAUUCGUCGAUGCCGUUUUCACCAAGAUGGGAGGUCCGUUCGAGGAGCUGCUGGAUCGGCUCCAGCCUGUGCCGACCGUCAUCCUGGUCGACACUUUCCUGAGCUGGGCCGUCCGUGCGGGGAACCGGAGGAAUAUUCCCGUGGCGUCGUUCUGGCCAUCGGGGGCCUGGGAUUUCUCUUUCUACUAUCACUUCCAUCUUCUUGAGCAACACGGUCACUUCCCGGUUGAUUUGUCUGAAAAAGGGGACGAGCGGGUCGAUUACAUUCCCGGGCUUCCUCCGACACGCUUAGCGGACUUGAUCAGUUCAGGGAGUACUGAUUUAACCCUACAAAACUUCCUUCAUGCAUUGAGCGUCGUACAUGAGGCUAAGUAUCUCUUGAUUGCGACUGUGUAUGAGGUGGAAUAUCCUGCUGUCGAUGCUCUUAAAGCUUGCUUGUCUAUCCCAGUCUACACUAUAGGUCCGGCCAUCCAUUUCUCUCGAUUCGCAGAUGACCCUUGUUUGAAUGAUGCCAAUUACUUAAAGUGGUUGGACUGUCAGCUGAGUGAUUCCGUCCUAUAUAUCUCCCUCGGAAGCUUUCUCUCGGUCUCCAGCUCUAAGUUGGAUGAAAUCGCAGGGUGCUUGCGUGACAGUGGCAUUCGUUUCAUGUGGGUGGCACGCGAGGAAGCCUCAAGGUUGAGAGAGUUGUGCGGCGAUAGGGGAAUAGUUGUGCCAUGGUGCGACCAGUUGAGGGUGCUGUCACAUUCGUCGGUUGGCGGGUUUUGGACGCAUUGCGGAUGGAAUUCGAUUUGGGAAGCUGUUAUCACCGGAGUUCCUCUGCUUGCAUAUCCCAUCGCUAUUGAUCAAGGCGGUAAUGCAACGCUAGUCGUUGAGGACUGGAAGGUCGGAUGGAGGGUGGGCGGGGAGAUCACAGGGCUCUUGCGUAAGUUCAUGGAUUUGGAAGACUAUGAAAGCGGAGAGAUCAGGAGACAGGCCAAGCAUCUCCAGGAGUUAUGUCGGCGAGCGAUCGGAAAAGAUGGUUCGACCAAGACUAACAUCAAUUCUUUCCUCAGGGACAUUUCCCAUUUCAGUGAAGUUUAGAAAGUGUAAUGUAUCAGUUGAUCAGUGAUGUUUCUGAAUUUAAAUUUGAACUUAGAGGUCAUUGUAUGACAAAAAGUAGGAGGAACUGCACAGGGAAGUAUGCAAUUCACUGAGACGGUUCUUCUUCUCCAAAUCAAGCAAGGAAUCUCCACAA
This is a messenger RNA of Syzygium oleosum, 1711 nucleotides long. Its product is annotated as UDP-glycosyltransferase 87A1-like. The coding region runs from base 217 to 1557 and encodes 446 amino acids. The transcript has 2 exons. Gene Ontology annotation, molecular function: UDP-glycosyltransferase activity. NCBI's taxonomy places the organism in Eukaryota, Viridiplantae, Streptophyta, Magnoliopsida, Myrtales, Myrtaceae. The record is from RefSeq and is a predicted model, not a curated record.